AUGAACGGUCACCAUCAUAAUCACUACCAGCCUACGCAACCUGGGCCGUACGAUGCUGCGGAAGCGAUUCCGCCCACUGCCGCGGCGAGCGACUCUGUGCAAGACGCACACCAGCUCUUGGCCGCAUAUCCUUACGGCUCUGCAACCCCGGCUACUCAUGUCGCUCGUCAUCUUAGCAAUCUCUCGAUUUCCGCUGCACCGCCGUCUUACACUCAGUCAUACGCCCCCGCGCCCACCAAUGCAUCUUACCAUCAGCCGCGGUAUCCUCAAUACACAGAAUAUGCAAGAGAAUUCGCGCAUAUAUUGAACCCCGAGCCAUCUGGCCACGGUGCAGCGUACUGGGAGAACACGCGGAAUCAAGCAGUUCACCACUUAGCCGGUCAGGGACCUGUAUAUGUUGACUAUCAAGCACCUCCCCAAUGGCCCCCUUCUCAAUCCCGUCAUUCUGCCUAUCCGACCAAUACUUUCGCCCAGUCUGUAAUUAAUCACACCACGCCCUCCACGUCCUACCCGACACCGCCACCCCCAGGUAUUUCGUCCUCCUCGUCCUCUCUUGCAGGAGCGCUCGGUCCCCCGCCUCCCAAACCGCCUAGGCAGACCUACCAGCCUCAGGACUCUCCUGCAUUCUUCAACAACUUCCUCGCACAGACGCCCGCUCAGCCCCCGCGUGCGGCUCUCCUGCCUGCGAAGCCCCCGCCGCAAUAUAUGUAUCCGCCUCAGCCUUUACCUGACAUAGGCAGCCCGGAUCCUCUGGCCGCUUCGCAGCCUAGUCCUGAUGUGAAGAUGACUCCUCGCAAGCGCAAGCACGACAACUACCUCGAUUCGCCCACCGUCAAACGCGUACAGAUCGCAGACCCGAACCGGCCGAUCCCCAACGCGCGGGCGACGCAGACUCCGCCACGGCCCAAGCAACUCGUUGAGGUAGUCAUAACCACGCCCCCGAAGCAUCGAAAGACCCCUGUGCUGACUGCUCAACACAAGAAAUCUGCCGCAUAUGUGGAGGUGCCCUCUCUCCCAAGAGCGUAUCAUACCCCCGUGUCGCACAGGAAGCAGAGGCCUGAGGUCGUGAUCACGACCACCACUAUGGGGAAGGCGAGGACAAAGACGGCUGACGAGUACGACGACCUGGGAGGCUUCGGAUCAGAGAUGGACAGUAGCCCGAGACGUGGUGUCAUGGCGAGCGGGAAGUCAUCGGGGCGAAAGGCUACUGGAGAAAGGGACGACAGAGCACCUAUCGAGAAGCUUAUCACCUUCCUCGAGGACAUCUUCGAGGCAGAGGACUGUUUGCCUCCGGAGGUCGAGCCUUACGACUUGCCUGUGGAAUGGUUCUCCCCUCUUACCAUCCCGGGGACCCAGCCACAUCUGCACCCCACGAUUAUCCGCAAGCUCAUGACGCAGAUCACCAAAGUCGCGCGGCCGAGCAAACGGCAACGGAUCAAUUCCCGUGACGCGAACGGUACGGCCUCUAAAACACCACGGUACCGCUGCCGUAUGGCCGACGUCGACACCGCCAUCCUUUCUCGCAUCUUGAAGAUGCUUGAGCGAAGCGUCCGUGCGGGAGAGGACUUGGAGCCUUUCAAAUCCUCCGGUCCCUCGGGUGCACCCUCUUCGAAGAGCGGGAAGGGCAAGAAAGCCGCGAACGGGAAGAAGGCGCAGGCGGAGAGUAGGCGAUCCAAGUCUCAGUCACCUGGCGAGCAGGGCGAAGGCGAGAGCAUGGAGGUGGACGAGUCUCCAGCAGAGCAGUCGGUCACAGAGCAGGACAUUGAGACGUUGACUCGGACGCUCGAGAUCGCGAGGGAUAGUGUCUUGGCCGCAGACUGCUGUGUUGCAUUGUUAGGGAGUGAUCGUUUGCCCAAGCAGCUGUACUCGGAAGAGCUCAUCACCGCAUGCCUCGCCACCGUCAAGAACCAGCUCACAAGGAUCCUCUAUCCGUUUGUUGAAGCGUCUCCCAACGACGCGCAGACAUCCGGCAUUCUUCGGCAGUUCAUUCAACUGGCUUCUUCUGACAGUGUGCAGCGUCGACUCGCCAGCGAAGUCUUCCAAGCGAUCUCGUCAGUGUUGCCUAGGAUAAACGACUUGAUUGGUGCAGAUUCAAUGGCGAUGAGCGAGAGCAUCAUAAUCCAAGCGGUAUAUAUCGCUAUCGGACCGUUCUUUGUUGUAGAGGCAGAAGGCGAGAGCAAGGGCAAGAAGUCAAGUAGUAAUAGUGGGGUCAUCGCGGUUCUGGGUGGCAGUGCCAUGAGAGGCUUGCGUUUGGACGCACUCUCCCUUAUUAGAAGCAUCUUCGCGAACCACGAGGACCAGCGGCCUUGGAUCAUCGAGGAGAUCCUGUCGUCUCUGAUCAAGCUCUCGGACACGAAGCAAAGGGCAGGGCAGUUCAGAUUGCGGGACGGACGGUCCAUCCGCACCGUGUCUGCGUUGCUCAUGCAGCUGGUCCAGACGUCUGCACACGAUGUGCACGUCGAGGCGAAGGGUAUCCGCAAGGCGCGGGAGCAGGCUCUCGCUAUGCGCAGGCAGGACAGCUACAACGAGAAGACGAAGGAACCCUGGCUCGACGAGCACGACAUGGAGGAGAUCCGCUUGUAUGCGUCUGGGCUCGACUCGGCCACCAAGGCGGCGAAGACUAUCGUUAUCUUCUUGACGCAAAGGUCGGGUAAGACGAAGACGACGAAAAAUUCGAACGAAGCAGAGUACCGUGCGAUCUUCGACAACCUCAUCUCGGAUCUGCUUGCCGUCUUGUUCUGGCCCGAGUGGCCUGCCGCCAGUCUGAUACUGGGCAUCAUCUGCAAGUUCAUGGUGUCUUCGCUCGACGAUGUGAAGUCGACUGCGCAGGACAACAAUGCUGUGAAGACUUUGGCCCUAGAACAUCUCGGUGUCAUUGCGGCGCACAUCCGAACUAGCACUUUGAAGUUCAAGCGCGAGUCUGAGGAAUUAGCGUUGUCCCCUCUAGACGAGAUCAUGAAUUCCUUCGACACCACUAGACUCCAGCAACUGGUAGCUGCCCAUCAGGACCUGCAGAGCGAUCUCUGUAGGCGAUCGUCAGAGGACCAAGCCUUCGAUAGCGCCCGGGAGCUCACUGCCGUCAUUUGGGGUCACGAACUCGCGCUCGUCUUACAAGACUGUGACAAAAUGCUGUCGGGGGACGAGGAGAUGAACCCGAAGACCGAACGCAAGAGUAUCAAGUCGGUGGCUUCCAAGCUCAAGGGCGCCAUGCGCGGCAUAUGGGACGAUGCGUCUGGUGAUGUCUUCGACAUCGGGACUACGCACGAGGAGGUGUCCAGAAUCGACAGGCUCUCAGAAGAGAUCGGAACCUGCCAGAGCUUGCGCAACUCCUUCAAUCCUAUCCUGACGGUCGUCCUGCAAGCUCUGGAUGCGCCACCGGUGUUCAUGCGUACCAAAGCGCUGAAGGCUCUUGGUCAGAUUGUUACUAGCGACCCUAGUAUUCUCUCCGCGCCUAAUGUGAAGCGAGGCAUCGAAACCCAUCUUCUCGACAGUUCUCCAGCUGUACGGGACGCCGCUGUCGAGCUCAUCGGCAAGUACAUAGUCGACUCCCCCAAGUUCGCCGCGGACUACUACCAGAAGAUCGCCGACCGCAUUGCAGACACAGGUCUAGGCGUCCGUAAGCGGGUGAUCAAGCUGCUGAAGGCAUACUACAACGUCACGGAGGACAGAGACACUCGCAUCGACGUCUGCACGCGCAUCGCUCUCCGCAUGCAUGACGAAGAUGACACCGUCAAGGACCUAGCGAUCAAGACCAUCGAGGAACUGUGGUUCGUGACGCCGGCGACUACGACACGCGCGAAUGGUGCCUCGCAGGAUAAGUCGGACCUUCUCACGAAGGUGGCGAUCAUCAUGGGCGUCGCCGCAAAGUUCAGGGGUGGACAGUCUCCCUUGGAGGACCUUCUUCAUAGGGUCAUGGCGGAUAAGGAGGAGAAUGAUCGGACGUCGCUGCACCAACGAUAUGUUGAGGUUUGCGAAACCUUGAUUGACGGACUGGUCGACGCAUCCGACCUGCCUGGAUUCACUGUGCUGAACUGUGUGCAAACAAUCUAUCUGUUCACAUCGGCCUAUCCUGCGGUACUGUCUGGCUCAAAUGCCGCAACACUACUCCCUUACCUGAAGAACGCUACCACACCCGAAGAGCAGACUACCUCAGAGCAGCUGUUGAAGAUCUUCCGCGCCUCAAUCCCGCAUAUGCCCAAGACUGCAGCCAAGUUCGGGCAGGAACUGCAGCUAGCUCUUCAGCCGAUGAUUCUCAGGCCGUCCACCGCUGCCGGCGUACAGGGAUUGCAAGAAACCGUCGCAUGCAUGUGUGCUACCGUGCAACACAUCACUCACAGCUUCGAUCGCAUUAUCGGACUCUUGCGCUCGUGCAAUGUUCGUCUGCAGCAAGCGAUCAAAAAACCUACGACUCAAGCUCUUACCGCCGCCGAGCAGCGGGCGCUUUCUAUCCUGCUAUUCAUUACCUCGCUGCUCUGUGAACAUUGCAACUUUGAUCGCCUACGAGUUGAGCAUGCCGAGCUAAAGGCGGACAUCGAUAAGAUCACCACGGAUUCCGUGACCAAGCACGUCUAUGAAUGUCUACUCAAGUUGUACGAGAAAUACGAAGACAACGGGCUCCGAGGACGAAUUUUGCAAUGUCUAGGCUUCCUGUUCCGCGCUCAGCCCGCUCUGAUGACAGUAGAGCCGUCCGCCAAGAUCAUGGAUGCGAUCUUCAACUCGUCGUCUGAAGAGGCUCGAGGACGCCUGCUCAAGAUCUUGCAAGACUUCUUGAUGUCGGAGGCGGCGAAGCACGCCGCGAGCGAGAAAGCUGUAGCGGGGCCGAAGGGCAAAUCGGCUGCCGGGAAGGUCAACAUGGAAGAGCUCAUCGGCAACACCGAGGGCUUUGCCGACUCAGGUGUGAGCUCGGCGAUCGUGCAGCGCUACUUAGACCAGAUCCUGGACGCGGCGUUAUCCCAGAAUGCGCAGAUCCAGGCCGCCGCUGUCGACAUCCUCACGUUCACUAUCAAGCAGGGCCUCGCACAUCCUUUACAGUCGUUCCCCGUUAUCGUUGCCCUCGAGACGAGCGCUCUCCCUGCGCUGAGCUCGCGUGCGAGCGCUUUGCACGCGAUCUUGCAUUCCAAACACACGUCGCUUUUGAACGCCCGGUUCGUGAACAGUGCCCGGGCCUCGUUCGACUACCAGAAGCGUGUUGUCCCGGGCGCAAUCAAGGGUUACCGCAUGACCCCGUGCCCGUCGGCGUUGCUGCAGCGGUGGUAUGGGCUGGCUCGCGAGAAGCGCGCGACGCGGCAAGACUUCCUCCGCGCUCUCGUGAAGGUAUUCGACGUCGAGCUUGGCAAAUCUUCGCAGGACGAUGUGGAGUUUACACGCUACAUGGCGGAGAACUUUGCUUCGUUCGAGUAUAAGACCCAGGAGGAGCCGCUGACGGUCAUCAAGUCCCUGACGGCUGUCCUAUCAACGGCAGGGAUGCAGCUGGUCGAGACGCUGUCGCCGUCGCACCUGCUCACACAGCUGCAUGCUCCGACCGCUCCCCAGUCAGCGAUGCAGGACGUGCCGAUGGCUGACGCUUCUGGGAUGGCCGAGCCCUCCUCUCAACCCCAGACCGCGGCUCCGGUCGUGACCUCGGUCGGCAUCCAGGAUCUUGGCUUGAUGCGGAGCUCAAUCAUGGUGGCUAUGAUCAUGCUUCUCAAAGCCCACCUCAAGGCUCUCUAUAGCAUCUCCGAGGAGAAAUGCUCAAAGUUCGUUAUCGGGAAGAAGAGCGCUGUGGGAGACAGGCCCGCCACGCGGAAACACGAGCGGCCGCUGUCGUGGGACAGGCUCCCGUUCGCCACUGCUCCCAUGGUGACUAGUGAAGACGCCGCGGCUCAGUCGACCAGGUUCCUGGAGAUCUGGAGCGAAGACGGCGUCGCGGCCGAGCCCGAGGACGACAUGGUCCUGGCGUAA
Molecule: messenger RNA, 5940 nt
Organism: Trametes versicolor FP-101664 SS1
Lineage: Eukaryota; Fungi; Basidiomycota; Agaricomycetes; Polyporales; Polyporaceae
Exons: 27
Coding region: 1-5940 (1979 amino acids)
Biological process (GO): establishment of protein localization to chromatin; replication-born double-strand break repair via sister chromatid exchange; establishment of mitotic sister chromatid cohesion
Cellular component (GO): Scc2-Scc4 cohesin loading complex
Molecular function (GO): chromatin binding
Source: RefSeq, a predicted model, not a curated record